Molecule: messenger RNA, 4234 nt
Organism: Athene cunicularia (burrowing owl)
Lineage: Eukaryota; Metazoa; Chordata; Aves; Strigiformes; Strigidae
Gene: STIM1
Product: stromal interaction molecule 1
Exons: 5
Coding region: 319-1554 (411 amino acids)
Biological process (GO): activation of store-operated calcium channel activity; intracellular calcium ion homeostasis; store-operated calcium entry
Cellular component (GO): plasma membrane; endoplasmic reticulum
Molecular function (GO): calcium channel regulator activity; calcium ion binding
Source: RefSeq, a predicted model, not a curated record
AGCGACGAGCACACGCUCUGCCUCUGCUCCCCGAGGGCUGGGGCAGGGCGGCGUGCUGGUGGCUGGCAAUGUGUGAGGGUGAAGGGGGGACACCGGGGGGGGUUCUGGUCACCCCAGCAGCCGCCUUGUCUGUCAGGCAGCUGCCCUGCAUCCCUGCAGCACCAGGGUGCCACCUCUCCUCCUUGUGACUUUCGCUUCUGUCACGAGUAAGAUGAAGUUGUGUGGAGGCUUUUUUUUUUUUCUCAUUUGCUGGGGGGGUGGCAGCCAGCAGCUGUGCUGGCCUCACUGCAGCGCCGGCCUGUUCUCCCCCAGGUGCGGAUGGCGCUCAAGAACGCCGAGAAGGAGCUGGAGUCCCACUGCAGCUGGGCUGCGCCCGAGGCCCUGCAGAAAUGGCUCCAGCUGACCCACGAGGUGGAGGUCCAGUACUACAACAUCAAGAAGCAGAACGCGGAGAAGCAGCUGCUGGUGGCCAAGGAAGGGGCUGAAAAAAUUAAAAAGAAGCGAAACACCCUGUUUGGAACAUUUCAUGUUGCUCACAGCUCCUCUCUAGAUGAUGUUGAUCAUAAAAUCUUAACUGCAAAGCAAGCGCUGAGCGAGGUGACGGCCGCGCUGCGGGAGCGCCUGCACCGCUGGCAGCAGAUCGAGCUGCUCUGCGGCUUCCAGAUCGUCAACAACCCGGGCAUCCACACCCUGGCCUCAGCCCUCAACAUUGACCCCAGCUGGAUGGGCACCCCACGCCCCAACCCCUCGCACUUCAUCAUGACUGAUGACGUGGACGAUUUGGACGAAGAGCUCGUGUCUCCCAUGUCCAUACAAUACGCAGCCUGGCUUUUCGGGCGCAGGUUCAGUGACCGCUCGUCUCUGUCCUCGGAGGAUCAGUCCCUCUGGAAAUACCCUGCUCCGGCCUUGCCCAGCACAGUUCGCCAGCGCCUGGUGGACCCCCAGCACGGCCACGGAUCUCAGAGGUUGGUAGAGAGUUACAUGCAAGGCCAGAAUGAGUUGGGCCAAGCUGCCCCUUUCCGGGCAGGCAGAGUCUCUCUCCGUCGAAAGCUCAGCCUCUCCUCCGGACAGUCUUUCAGUUCCGACCUUCCCGGCACCAACCCACCAUCUGCUGCCACCACCGCCUCUUCCACCUCUUGCUCCUCAUCCUCCACCACUGCAUCUGCUCCUGCUUGCCAUGUCCACCCUAUCUAUUACCAUCACACCACCUCCUCUUAUUUCCUUCAGAUGGACUCCAUCCCCGAUCUACCCCCUCCUGAUGUCACCUCUGGAGUUCGCUGUCGCACUGAGAGCUUUGGGUAUAUUGCUGUUUCUUUUCUAGCUCCCUCUUGCCUGCUGUGUCUCAGAGCUGACGCUUGCUGGGGUGCUCUUUCUCCUAGAUUCUUCGUGCCCUUUCCUUUUGGGUCCUUAUUUCAUGAUUUAUCCACGUGUUUGUUUCUUCAACCGCUCUCCCGUGCCAGUGGGCUCUCUAAGGAGUCUCCACGGUCCAUCCCCAUAUCUGCGAACUCAGUGGGUGCAGAAACCAUGGAGGUGCUGCUGUUUAACUGUAGCUGAGCAAACGGGCACUCGGGGCCCUCGGUUAUCGCUAAAAAAGAGUCUUUCGCUUGGGUGAUGCACCUGUGAGAACAAAGGUAACACCUAAUCAGACAAACACUGACCUUAUUUGAAGCCUUGCCUCAGUUGGGGUCUUCACGAGCGAAUUGCAAAGGAAACACGAUGGGGUAGGAGGUGCUGCGAGACAGUUGGCGCUGCCGGAGGGUUUGAGAUUCGUGCUGGCUUUAAGAGGUGGCCAAAAGCAGCGUUCAGGGCUUUUGUGUUUCAGAGUGACUCUGCUGGUGGUUUGGCAGGGGCUGAGGCUUGGGUGAGUUCUGGCUAAGGAACGUCUGAAUGAGAAGAGGGAGUUGGAGCUUCUUAUGGCUCGAGCUUCUUACGAUGCUUGAGGUAAACCCCCGGCUGAGGGGCGGGGGGGGCAUCUCCGUGGGCUGUAGCUGAGGGACGUUGCAGGCGCUGGGUGCGGAGCUGUGGGUGCUGGGGACGGGCUGUCGGGGAGUCCCGUCCUCCUGCCCCGUGGGGGAGCUGCCCCUGGCACGGCCAAGUCAUUUCGUCUGUUCUGCGCUUUCUCCUUGGUAAAAUUAAAAAUAGUCUCCUUAUCCUCAGCGUUAGGGAACAGAUUUCUGGGAAAAGGCUGGAAGUCUCUCAGUGAGGAGGUCGGGAGGGGCAGUGUCCUUUCACAUUUAUUUACCGAGGCAGGACAGGAUUCCAGGUCACCACAUCUUGUCCGGUCCCGGCACGCUGCACUGUUACUCCUUUACUGGCAGGGCGCAGGUUCCCUCCUGACAGCAUUUACACAGUGUCCGUCCUGUGUCAAAGCCGGGCUUUGCUGGGCCCGAGCACACCGUGCCCAGGCACGUAUAGAGCCGGAGCAGCCCCGGGCAGGUCGGGGCUCCCGCAGUAUCGGGGCAGGGCGAUGUUACUGCUCCUGCUCCACAGUGGGCAGUGAAAGAGCAACGUCUGGGUUCAUUUAGUCCUAUUUGUUUGGGGAUUACGAGAAGCAGCGUAAUUAAGAUUAAUUAGUGCCAGUCUGAGUUCAGCUGCAGCUGUCCCGGUUUGACUGAUAAAAGCUGGGAAUGCUUCUGGUAACAUCACGCAGUCCUGGUUCACCUUUGGCCUUCCCGUCCCUGCAGGAAGGAGGGCUUGUCCUGGCCCCUCGGAGGCUGCAGCGCUCUCUCAAAAAUUCCUGUAUAAACGUGAUGGGUUUUUUCAGCCCAGGCCUGUGGUACGCUUAAUUGCUGAGCAGGUUAAAGUCUCCAUCCCGUGAGCAGCAGAGGGAAAUGGGGGGGGACUUGGGGAUCCCGACUAGGAAAGGCAACAGUGCUGCGUUAGGAGAGAAUAACCAGGGGCUCCCCCUUGUUCCCCGUGGGUGCUUAGUCCCUCCUCAGCACCCAGCGGCGGGUCCGACCGCUUUCUCCCCGUUCCCACAGCACGGGCCUCCUGUGGGUGCAGGAUAAAGUGAUUUAGCGUUGGAGUUUUGCGGAGGAAGAACUUCCCACCUAAGAUUUGCUUCAGCUACACAAUAGCAGACGACUCCAAAAUCCAUGCUCAUCCAUUCUCUGUUCAUUUCAGAAAACAGAAAUGAAGAAUCGGGUGCCCACCUCUGUCCUGAUUUUGUCGCUUUUUAAUUAUUUUUUUUUGGUGUCAAACUGCAUCACAAGCAGAUCCUGCUUCGAUGCGUCUCUAAAAGCACGGCCGCAGCACACGCCAAUGGAUUGCUCUUUCUCUUUUAUAUAACCAGCCGUGGAGGCCUUGACACACAUCCCUCGCGCUCCACAGCCUCCCAGAGAGGCAAACAGAACAGAUGGGGAAGCCGAGGCUGAGACGGGCCUUCCAGGGAGUCACUGCCAAGGAUGAAAGCGGAACCCAAAAAAAUUCCUGGCUUCCUUGGUGGGAGGCGAGCGCUGCCUUGAGUGCUUUGGGCUGCCGGUCGCUGUAGCCUCUCUCGUAUCCGGCCAAUGCUGGCGAGACCUUGCGAGAGAAAUCGUCUCAAACAAGUUGUUCCCCCCCGCCCCGCUGCCCCCGAGAAGGGCUCGGGGGUCGCUUCCCUCCCUGCGAGCUGUGUGUGGUGCUAAAGGCUGCUGGGGGUGACCUGGUAGGGACCUUCUCUCCGGGCAAGGCCAGCGCGUGGCCGGGGAAUCGCUUUCGUGAACUCCUCACUGUUUGCUUCUCUUUUGCAAUUGGCUUCAGAGGAUCCGGUGCAGAUAAGGUCAGAGCUGGUGUGGUGGCGAAGGCUGCUGUGUGUCUGUGGGCGUUCACGAAGGGCUGGCCCUGGGCGGGGAGAGGGGCUGGAGGCUGCUCUGUGCACAGAGGUUUCUGCUGCCAGUGCCUGCUUCAGGUGGCACCCGUGGAUAAACCCGACGGAGGUGGGAGCGUAGGACCAAACCCCCGCCCUGGCGACCCUCUUCCAACGGGGAAGGGACGUGGCAGCCGUAGCAAGAGCCGAGAGUCAGUCACCCAGUGAAAAGAGCGAUUCGCAGCCCCUAGAGUGGGAGGGAAGGACUUGCAGUCGGAUUCGCAUCGCAGUGGCUGUGUCGCAGCCUCUGCCUGUGCCGGGCCAAGCGCGGCGGAAUAACAGCCCUGGGGCAGGUUUGGUUCUGCCUGGGGGGAAGCCCGUGCCGCGGUGCCACGCACCAGCUCGGGAUUUAGUGGACGGCCUCAGGGCCGCGGUGCACUGGGCCAA